This is a messenger RNA of Columba livia (rock pigeon), 1047 nucleotides long. Its product is annotated as activated RNA polymerase II transcriptional coactivator p15-like. Gene Ontology annotation, cellular component: transcription regulator complex; nucleus. Bases 126 to 494 code for a protein of 122 amino acids. The transcript is spliced from 4 exons. Lineage: Eukaryota; Metazoa; Chordata; Aves; Columbiformes; Columbidae. Gene Ontology annotation, biological process: positive regulation of transcription initiation by RNA polymerase II. Gene Ontology annotation, molecular function: DNA binding; transcription coactivator activity. The record is from RefSeq and is a predicted model, not a curated record.
AAAGGCCGCGGGCCGUCUGCCCGCGCAGCACUCGGUGAGGUGGGAGCGGCGCCGCUGCGGUCCCUGCGCUGUCCCCGGGUCUGGUCCGUCCGCUCCCGGCGGUGACGCGCGGCUGUUCCCGCAGGAUGCCCAGGGCCAAGGAGUCGGUGGGGACGAGCAACUCGGGCAGCGGCCGACAGGAGGAGGAGGGGCAGAAAAGAAAGCAAGAAGCGUCUUUGAAAUCAGAGAAAAGAAUGAAAACAGAGGCCAAACCCUCAGAGGGGACAGAAAAGGGACAGGGCAGCGAAGAGGAGGGCAUGUUCCAGAUCGGGAAGAUGCGUUACGUCCACGUGUCCAGCUUCAAGGGGAAGGUUCUCGUGGACAUCAGGGAGUUCUACGUUGACAAAGAGGGUGACAUGAAACCGGGGAGGAAAGGGAUCGGCCUGUCUGGAGAACAGUGGAACCAGCUGAAGGAGAUCGUUCCUGAGGUUGAUGCUGCACUCAAGAAAUUGUAAGAUGAAGAAUCAUUGGCACCUUCAACCUGUUUCCUUUCUCUCAAGUGCACUGACAGCCGUAAGGCCAAAGAUUCUCAUUUGGCGCCUUCCCCCCUCCUCGAUGGGGUUUUCUCGCUGAGGUGGGGGCUGUGCUGACAAGAGCAGACACUCUUCUGUUUGCAAGAAGUAGCUUGUAAUGAGCAUCUGGAACGAGAGGCCGUGCUGUGAAGAGACGUCAGCAGCUCUGGUCCCAGGUGGACUCGGUCUGUGCUGGUGAGGGACGCGACCCCAGCGGCUUUGCAGGGGGAGGUGGCCCCAGCGUCCCUGGUGGGGUGGAACUGCCCCACGUGUGUCACUGCUCCACGGCCUGACCGUGAAGAUGGUUUGUAAAUCUCACGUUGCCAUCCUCUGCGUUUCCUCCACACGUCAUUCUGGCUAUUUCAAGUACUUCCUGUGUUGGUGGCGGUUGUUUGGUGGUUUUGUUUCCGAGUGAAGAAAGGGAUUAUUAUAUUUUAGCAACUGGUUUGUCUGUAGAGGGUGAAUAUGCACAAUAAAUGUGUUUGCAUUAUGAAAA